CGCCAGGCGGCAGCGCGGCCUUAAGCAGAGGAGGCGGAGCUGAAAUUGGGUCGGGACUGCUUGCUAACUCCAGGACCAGGUGGGGAACCUAGGGCCCAGGUGGCAGUUUGUCCUGAUCUGGCAAAGAGGAGGCAUACCCUGCUGUUGCCCUCUCGCCGCAUCUCCCCCACGCCCUGCCGCAUCCCCAUCUCAUACCAGGCUGGAUAGGAAGUAGGUCAAGCCUUCAUAAGGACAGAGAUCAGAGACCUCCCCCCCCACCAAGACUGUUUCUUGUGCCUGGGAGUUGAAGAAACCAGAUCUUUUCUGAUUACCUGCCUCAGGCCGGGAGCCUAUUGAGCCGUUUAAAUUUUUGAAAUUGAAGUAGGCCUACACAGUAGGAACCCAUGUCUUUUCUUGUAAGUAAACCAGAGCGAAUUAGGCGGUGGGUCUCGGAAAAGUUCAUUGUUGAGGGCUUAAGAGAUUUGGAACUAUUUGGAGAGCAGCCUCCGGGUGACACUCGGAGAAAAACCAAUGAGGCGAGCUCAGAGUCGAUAGCAUCCUUCUCUAAACAGGAGAUCAUGAGUAGCUUUCUGCCAGAGGGAGGGUGUUAUGAGCUACUCACCGUUAUAGGCAGAGGAUUCGAGGACCUGAUGACAGUGAACCUAGCAAGGUACAGACCAACGGGAGAGUACGUGACGGUACGCAGGAUUAACCUAGAAGCUUGUUCCAAUGAGAUGGUGACGUUCUUGCAGGGGGAGCUCCACGUCUCUAAGCUCUUCAGCCAUCCCAAUAUCCUGCCCUAUCGAGCCACCUUUAUUGCAGACAACGAGCUGUGGGUUGUCACUUCAUUCAUGGCAUAUGGCUCUGCCAAGGACCUCAUCUGCACACACUUCAUGGACGGCAUGAAUGAGCUGGCGAUCGCCUACAUCCUGCAGGGGGUGCUCAAAGCCCUGGACUACAUCCACCACAUGGGAUAUGUGCACAGGAGCGUCAAAGCCAGCCAUGUGCUGCUCUCCGCCGAAGGGAAGGUCUGCCUGUCCGGUCUGCGCAGCAGCCUCAGCACCAUCAGCCACGGGCAGCGGCAGCGUGUGGUCCACGACUUUCCCAAGCACAGUGUCAAGGUCCUGCCCUGGCUCAGCCCGGAGGUCCUGCAGCAGAAUCUUCAGGGUUAUGAUGCCAAGUCUGACAUCUACAGUGUGGGAAUCACGGCCUGCGAACUGGCCAAUGGCCACGUCCCCUUUAAGGAUAUGCCUGCCACCCAGAUGCUGCUGGAGAAGCUGAACGGCACGGUGCCCUGCCUGCUGGACACCAGCACCAUCCCCGCCGAGGAGCUGACCGUGAGCACCUCGCGCUCAGCCGCCAACUCUGGCCUGAGCGAGGGCCUGGCCCCCGGCACCCCCAGGCCCUCCAAUGGCGACUCGCCGUCCCACCCCUAUCACCGCACCUUCUCGCCCCACUUCCACCACUUUGUGGAGCAGUGCCUUCAGCGCAGCCCGGAUGUGAGACCAAGUGCCAGCACCCUCCUUAACCAUUCUUUCUUCAAGCAGAUCAAGAGACGUGCCUCAGAGGCUUUGCCUGAGUUACUUCGUCCUGUCACCCCCAUCACCAACUUUGAAGGCAGCCACUCUCAGGAUCACAGUGGAAUCUUUGGCCUGGUAACAAACCUGGAAGAGCUGGAGGUGGACGACUGGGAGUUCUGAGCCUCUGAAAAAGGUGCAUAUUCUCCAUCCCGGGCCGUGUGAGCCUCCGGAACCUUCCUGAGGACUGGCCACAUUCCCACCCUCCUGGGGGCAGACUGGGCAAGAAAGGACAUUUCUGCCAGGAGAGUUGGCUGCUUACUGACUGGGAAAGAAAUUCCUGGAGAGGAACUUUUUUUACUGCUCCCUUUUGAGACAGAAGGGAAUCCCGACAACCAGGGAUCGGGAGGGGCCGGAAAGCUGACAUUCCCAGCCCUGUGAGCUCAGGCGCCCUGACCUCUUCAGAAGGAAGAGAUGCUGUUCUGGCCGAGGCGGCUGAAGCCCAAGCCAAGGGUUGGACUCACCCAGGGAACUGUGCGACUUCUUCCCACCCUGGCUCUCCUACCAGCCUGGUUCCAUUCUUCUCCUCUGCUCUCAGAUCCUGUAGGAGGUCCGUGGAGGGGCAAGCGAUAAGACCCCCCUCUCCUCAGACCUCUCCCUAACAACUGGAGGGAAGGGUAUUUUUCCUUUUUAAGCACUAGGUUAAGGCCAGGGCAACCCAUCCCCGUCCCCCUUUUCGCUUGGGCCCUGACACCUAAAACCUUCCCUCGGUUCAUCUCUGUAGCUCAUUCCUUUCCCAAGAGUCCAUCUUACUGACUCCUGUGGGCCACCUUGGUGCUUCCUCCAAAGGCCAUAAUGUCUUGCCUAACCUGAGGGCCUCAGUCCUCAUGCCGUGUUAGUUUCAUUGCCAGAACAAAUUAAAAGCUGGAGAGA
Molecule: messenger RNA, 2429 nt
Organism: Hippopotamus amphibius kiboko
Lineage: Eukaryota; Metazoa; Chordata; Mammalia; Artiodactyla; Hippopotamidae
Gene: STRADA
Product: STE20 related adaptor alpha
Exons: 15
Coding region: 384-1679 (431 amino acids)
Biological process (GO): protein phosphorylation
Molecular function (GO): ATP binding; protein serine/threonine kinase activator activity; protein kinase activity
Source: RefSeq, a predicted model, not a curated record